AUGGCAGGUAGCGUGCAGUGCUUGUUUGCAUUUAUUUCCUGCUUCACUGUGUGAGAUGCAGUCUUUUUACAGCAACCCAGGGAAAUCUAGAGAUGUGGAAGUCUCUCUGAAGAGCUGGAGAGCUGAAAUGGAAACUAAAUCAUUCAUCGGAAACAUCUUAUAAAGUGUUAAGAUAAGUACUAAUGGAAGGCCCUUUGCAAACAUCCAUUCACCUGUGCCAUGAAAAUGGUCAGUGGAUGUCACAGUUACCAGAAAAUCUCUGGGAUAUUCCCCUCUAUAACUUAUCUCUUCCAGGGAGUCAUGACACUAUGACCUACUGUUUGGAUAAAAACUCUGCUGUUAGUGACAAUGAAUCAAAGCUGGUGAAUUUUUUAAAUAAAUGUAUGCCCUGUAUUGUACAACCUAUUAUUAUGAAGUGGUCUACAACACAGGAACUGAGUGUGACCGAGCAACUCGAGGCCGGAGUUAGAUAUUUGGAUUUUAGGAUUGCCCACAAGGCUAGUGAUCCAUCUAUGAAUUUGUACUUCGUGCAUAUGCUUUACACAACUGUUACAGUUCAGGAUAUUCUGUGUGAAGUCUUAAAGUGGUUGGAAACUCAUCCUCAGGAAGUUGUUAUUUUAGCUUGCAGGAAUUUUGAUGGAUUAACCAAGAAGCUUCACUGUCAUCUCAUUGGCUGUAUAAAAGAGAUUUUCCAGUGUAAACUGUGUCCCAGAAAUGUAGUGCCAACGCUACGGACCAUGUGGCAGUGUGGCUAUCAGGUGAUAGUCUCAUAUGAAGAGGAGAUCCUAGUGAAGGAGCACUGUGAACUGUGGCCUGCGAUUCCAUACUGGUGGGGAAACAAAACUACCACUCGUGCACUUAUCCAGUAUUUAGAACGCAUGAAACAGCUAGGCCGUCCAGAAAGAUUCUUUGUAGCAGGGAUUAAUCUUACUGAAAAUUUAGCAUAUAUUCUUGCACACCCAUUUGGAUCAUUGAAGAAAAUGACACUCCAGAAUCUUCCAUACCUGAAAAUCUGGGUAAAGCAACAGUAUCCAGGACCAAAAAAAGAAUGUAUUAACAUCAUUGCUGGAGACUUCAUAGGAAAUGAUGAUUUUGUGAAAGAUGUGAUAGAACUUAACACAAAAAUGAAUCCUCCAUUACAUUGUCAUAGCAAAGGGGCUGGAGGAAAUACUGUUUCAUUCUGAGCUUUUUCAUCUUUGUCUGCAUUUAAUGUUUCUUCCUUUAAACAUCCUAGACUACAUAAAGGACCAAUUAACUUAAACUAGGGAUGUUUUCAAGACUCAGUAAGGGAACUCAGUAUCAUCAGGGUUUAAAGGCCUUUUCAGAGAAAACAGGAGAGGCAGGAAGACCUUGCUGAAGUUUCUAGAGAACUACAGUAUAGGUAUAAUUUACUUGGAGGUGCUUAGUUUCUGCACAAUCACUAAUAUUGACAGUCCUAAGAACUUAAUCCUAUUUUGAUUUAUUUUACAAUUGAGCAAGAAGGAUAAAUAUAAUGUCACUAUGUGUAUGAAUUACUCAGUGAUCAGAUUUUAUUUUUCUUAUAACUUCAAAUAACUUCAAAGAUAUUCUGCACAUACUCACAAGCUCCAUUUCGCAGUAUAUCAGCAUGAAACUGACUUGUCUGUUUUCAUAGUUUGUCUUAAAUAUACAACAUAAACAGUUUAAAAAUAUUUUUGAUAUAGCAAAGAUAGUUCAUCAGCAAUCCUAUUUGACAUGACUUUUAUAUACACCAAUACAUCAUUAGUAUUGGAGGUCUAGAAAUGGCUGUACUAUUGUGUGCUGAAUGUCAGUUGUGAACCACUUUACCAAAGGGUAGCCACAAUAUUCUUUAUGAUUUAUAAAAGAUGCAUAUAUUUGAAAACUAUUGUUACACUUUUUAUACAUUCAUGCCAGUAUUACUAUUGAUCUCAAGAUACUAGAAGUAGGCACCUAGACAGUUUUGCCCAUUGUUUUAUUAGGAGUUGCUAAGGAUACUUUACACAGAAAACAAGCACGCAUGAAACUAGUGCCUAAUGUACACAGGGCCUGCUCUAAAAAUGCAGUUUUUUGGCUUUUGUCAUGCUCAUUUGCAUUUUAUAACUGAUUUUCCUUUAUUUACCUAUUUUAGUAGCUCUAAAAUUAUUUUUCAUCCUAAUAUAUGUUUUAUGUUUAUGCAAAAACUAAGUGUUUUAUACUGCUUGCCAUUGCACAUUAAUUCUAUUUUUCUAAUUUUUUAAUGAACAGUGCAAUAAUACAUGAUCAUGAAGGUAAGAAAACUGGCAAGUGUCAGGAAUAAAAUGAAACAGGUGCUGUAUAAAAGUUCACUGUGCAGCUUCAUCAAUAUACCUCACAUUUUAGAUGCACUUUAUAUGCAAAAGCUGAGUUCAAAUGUCUGGCAAGAUGUUCACAUUUGCAGCAGAUAUUUGCUCAAGUUUGAAAUGAACUGUUACUUGACAUUAAAUAAAUCAAACUUACCUUAGGCUUCUCGAAACAAAAGGCUAAGACGCUACCUCCUCAUGCAAUCUCCCCCAAUUAAAGGCUACGUGGGAGUGAAAACCAAACAUUCCAUUUAGAAAGACGGCUUUUAAAAUGCUUUUUUUUUUACAGUGAUUUUUAUCCUUGUUCUCACCUCUGUUUACUUUAUGUACAGCAGUCAUUCAGUUUGACUUUUUUAAGAGUCACCACCUGCAUGAAGUACUAUGUUACAUAUACUCAGAAUGUAUUUCUGUGUAUCUUCUGUACCUAAAGUGUCUUGUUACUUUACCUAAUAAAGCUUGAUCUAUUUGUUCAAUACA
Messenger RNA from Dromaius novaehollandiae (emu), 2774 nucleotides. RefSeq names its product phosphatidylinositol specific phospholipase C X domain containing 1 (gene PLCXD1). Bases 183 to 1184 code for a protein of 333 amino acids. The record is from RefSeq and is a predicted model, not a curated record. The transcript has 7 exons. NCBI's taxonomy places the organism in Eukaryota, Metazoa, Chordata, Aves, Casuariiformes, Dromaiidae. Gene Ontology annotation, molecular function: phosphoric diester hydrolase activity. Gene Ontology annotation, biological process: lipid metabolic process.